AUGUCUGAACUCGCGAGAACCCUGCCAGCUUCUUGGUAUUGCAAUGAGCCGCUCUAUCAGAUGGAGCGUCGUGCCGUCUUUCUCAAGUCUUGGUACCUCCUCGGACCUGUGACGAGAUUCCAGACUGUGGGAGAGCAUGUUGAUUAUGAGGUUGCACAAACACCCAUCUAUGCUAUUCGCACCGGAGGAGAUGAUCUGAAUCCAGGUCGUGAUAAUUUGAAGGUGUUCUGCGCAAAGACGGACAAAGAAUUGCGCUUCCAUGUCACCCCAACUGGUCUCCUUUUCUCCACAAUAUCGGAUGAUGCACCCAGCUUCUAUGAGUUCUUCCCGGAGCUGGAGGAGCUACUGGGGAGGGUCGACUUCACUAGGCUCCCGCAUCGUCGCAGCAUUCGCUAUGAAGGUCGGUUCAACUGGAAGACCAUGGUGGAUGGAUAUCAGGAGUGUCUGCAUUGCCAGUACACUCAUCCAUCAUUCUCAGUCUACUACCCGCCCACUUUCUACGCCGUGCACAACAAGCAUAAUUUCUCCCAGCAUAUCGCUGAUCCUAAGAAGCCAGACGAUGGACUGUUUCUCUACUUCUUCCCCAACUGUACGCUCAAUGUGUACGGCGGGGGCAUGUCCUCGUUCCGCGUGUGUCCCACUGCAGAUCCCCAUGUAACCCGGAUGGAGUUCGACUACUACCACCUGGAAUCCGGAGAUAAAUUCGAAGAAUACUUCAAGUUUGUCCGCCAGGUCGCAAUGGAAGACUUCGAGCUGUGUGAGAAGGCACAAGAUAAUCUAGCCAAGGGUGUCUACCACGAGGGCAUCCUGAACCCCAUCCAGGAGAAUGGCGUAUCCUACUACCAGAAACGGGUCUUUGACUUGGUCCUCGAACAACACCAAGCCGACCGAAAGGCCCAAAGCGAGGAAUCCACCCUGGAAGAACAUGCAGCACCAUCCACUGUCGAAACGGCAGCGUAGAAUAAAACUUUG
Penicillium pulvis is the source of this 972-nucleotide messenger RNA. Its product is annotated as aromatic ring-hydroxylating oxygenase subunit alpha. Gene Ontology annotation, molecular function: iron ion binding; 2 iron, 2 sulfur cluster binding. The coding region runs from base 1 to 960 and encodes 319 amino acids. Lineage: Eukaryota; Fungi; Ascomycota; Eurotiomycetes; Eurotiales; Aspergillaceae. The transcript is spliced from 5 exons. The record is from RefSeq and is a predicted model, not a curated record.